AUGACAUAUUCAAGCCUCAGAAAAGAAGAAUGCAAUAAUGAUGGCCUUAGGAAGAACUUCGCAAUAAAGGGCUUGGAUUUAUCAUCAAAUUCAUACUUGACCACUUCAGGUCUGAAAACGAUCCUGAAUAUUUGUCCCAAAGUGGAGAAGAUCAGGCUAUCUUCUUGUUUUAAACGCGAUAACCAACUGGAUUUAACUGAUAUCCUGGAGUGCAACAGGGGACUCGUGAACAAGAACUUAACUUGCGAACUGAAAGUAUCUAGAAAAGACGCGGUUAUCUCAAUGUUAGAGGUGUUGAAUGUACAAGAUUUAGAAAUAACUGAUGAAGUGUUAGGGAUGUUGGUGAGGAUGUGCCCUGGGCUGGCUCAUUUGGAUCUAGAGGAUUGCGACGAGUUGACAGAAGAAGGGGUAAAAGAGGUGAUAAAGCCGUGUAAAAAACUAAGAUUUUUAAGCCUUAGUGCUUGUUUGAAUGUGGAUGUCAACAUUAUAGUGUGGAUUGUGGAUAACAUCCUAUCCUUGAGACGACUCGUCUCACCAUCUUACUCAUACCCAGACGACGAAGAUCAAAAACGUUUCUUGCAGCAAGGUUGCCUUGUUAGUAAGGUCACUUUUGGGACGCAUUUUGAUGGUUGCAUACUUGAUGUACGAUGUGGGUUUGCCUGUAAUAUUCUAUCAAUAAACAAAGUUGACUUUGCUCUUUUGUAUGGGGUAGUCAAGGUUAGAGGCGCUGUGUAG
Molecule: messenger RNA, 735 nt
Organism: Spinacia oleracea (spinach)
Lineage: Eukaryota; Viridiplantae; Streptophyta; Magnoliopsida; Caryophyllales; Amaranthaceae
Exons: 3
Coding region: 1-735 (244 amino acids)
Cellular component (GO): cytoplasm
Source: RefSeq, a predicted model, not a curated record